AGUCCGUCACAGAGGCACGCAUAGACUACAAGAAGGGCCACAAUAUUCGAUGGAAAUACUUCGUGAAGGUGAGCUGCCGCACACCCUACGCAUUCUCAGAGUCAAACACGAGAGAUUACAGUGGAAAGGGUACUCACUGGAUGAAAACACUUGGGAGCCGGCAGAGUCUUUCACCGAAGGUUCUGAACAUAUCCUUGAAUCCUUCUGGCUCCAAGUAGACACUCAGGGGAGAGAUCGGACCGAUGGGGCACUGUUCAAGAAAGGAGAACAUGUCUAUGCUACGGGCCCUCCGGGACUAAAAGUCUCUGUCGAAAGGCCACCUCUCACACAGACAACCUCUUCCAAGGCCGAAGGAAAGGCUCCUCCCUCUCGCAAAAGAUACGCUUCAUCCUCCGACGCUGGGGAAGGAUCCGGCGCCGCCGUUGUCAAACGGACUUCUUCCAGGAAGUUGAGAAAUGGACCAUCUCACCCUCGCGGGAGUCCUCCAUCCUCUACUAGGAAAGGCAGCAGACAGUCUUCCCCCGCCCCCGCCCCUACUCGUAGGACGAAUGCUCGAGGCGGUAAAGGUUCUAUGAAGCGCAGGAAGAUCGUCAUAGAGGAUUCAGAAGAUGAAAGUGACAAAGAAGCAAAUAAUGGACAUCUUACAUACGCUCCGGAUGGAGCUUCGAGUGGUACAGGCAAAUCUGAACCCAUUGUUACUGAUGCCAGCGCUUCCAGGGACACCGUUCCUACCCAAAUCUUGCCUUCUUAUCGUGAUGGGAGUUUGCUCCAGAGAUCUCUCACCUCCACUGAUGCAGUCCGUGAGUCAAGGACACCGCCAGCGGGAACAACUACCAAAGCAGGCCGGUUCCAUGUGACUAGCGCACGAAUGAAGUUAAUCGAUGAUCCCCAGUGGACACAAGGGUCUGGAUCUAGUGGGAUGGCCAUCCCCGCCAAAGCACGUCUAAUCAACCGUAUCACUGAACUGGCUCCCACCAAUCCUCGUGACACUUCGGGCAAGGAGGACCCUAAGCGAGCCGAUAAAACAAACGAUGCUCCGCGGACCUCUAUACCUCAUCCAAGGCGCGAUCCCAGCCGGCAGGACAGCGGAAUAACGAAGAACAAAAGCUCACUUCUGACUUUCCAGAAAGGCAGGCUCAGGUCCGUGAAAGGGAGGUACCAUCGUGGAAACAGCCCCAUCGAGUCCUACGAAGCUGUGGAGUCAGCAGCGGGGCCAUCAGCUUCAAGAAACAAAGAGACACCAGUUCUUAACACUUCUUUGACAGAUGAGGAUGCCAUUGGUGAGACUGAUAGUGAGGCAGCUCGAGGAGACAGCGGUGGCAACGUUUCAGGCUCCCCAGUCCAGUCUCUUGCCGUUCCUGUCAUAAAUCCCGACUAUCUUCCAGACUUUGAGGAGGUUAAUGAUCAAAUGAACGAUAUUGUAACCCCGCAGGAAACUCAACCGGAGCAUAGCACUGCGACUACUUCAGUGCAACAAAGUCUUACCCCCGGCAAUAAGCAAUCACAGAACCCUCCGUCAGCUAUUCCUGGUAUGACUUCGACUUCUUGGACGAUUUUUGGACCUAUGUAUGAUGCAUCAAGCGCAACCGUUGAAUCUAGCUCAGCGAGCUUGUCAUUACCCGCGGCAUUUGAUUUCUACGUCGGUUCUACAACUGUUCCUGUUAUCCUCAAUGAUUCCCCCGCUGAAAACCGAAUAUCCGCAUCUACCAUGGCAGCACAAGCCAAGGCUUCGGGGUCAGGCUCAGAUUUUGGGACAGAGCUGGUCCCAGAUCUCCUCUCUACGAUGAGAUAUGAAGGCUCCAUUGCUUGUGUCGUCCCCGACCACUCCGCUGAUGACUACCAAAAGAGCCAAUUUAAUAUUUUCUGUCGACGCGUAGAUUCUGGGAUUGUUCGCCUCAAAUCAGCAGGGAAAUCCUCGUUCAUGUUCUUUUCAUCGAGCAAUCGGUUUGUUGCUGAGCGUUUGGGUAUUCCGUCAGCCCUCGUCGGGCUUGCAAACACGGUCCUUUUGGCACUUGUCACGCUUGAAGAUCCUGCUGGCUACGCAAACCUCUUGCAACGCAUAGGCUGAUUUACUUAAUAGUUCAUUCGGCCGAUUAGUAUACUCUAUAUUCAUAUUACUCAGUCAUUCUCUAUCAUUACCAGUACCUGUCUCACUAUCAUCAACAUACUUAUAUGCUCUGUCUGUUUGGGCACGAUUAAUAUUCUCGUCAAGCAUAUGGCACUUUUCAAGACACUGAUUCAGAAGAAAAUGCUGGGAAGUUCGUAAAUCUGCUGUGAUCAUUCCACGUAACUGCAACGUACACGAACGAAUGCAUUCUA
Messenger RNA from Coniophora puteana RWD-64-598 SS2, 2319 nucleotides. RefSeq lists its product as uncharacterized. NCBI's taxonomy places the organism in Eukaryota, Fungi, Basidiomycota, Agaricomycetes, Boletales, Coniophoraceae. The record is from RefSeq and is a predicted model, not a curated record. The annotation marks the transcript as partial. The transcript is spliced from 9 exons.